Penicillium longicatenatum is the source of this 525-nucleotide messenger RNA. RefSeq names its product histone-fold domain-containing protein. The transcript is spliced from 3 exons. Gene Ontology annotation, cellular component: CHRAC; nucleus. Gene Ontology annotation, molecular function: protein heterodimerization activity. The record is from RefSeq and is a predicted model, not a curated record. NCBI's taxonomy places the organism in Eukaryota, Fungi, Ascomycota, Eurotiomycetes, Eurotiales, Aspergillaceae. Bases 1 to 525 code for a protein of 174 amino acids.
AUGACUGACUCUAUGACAGUAUCUCGUAUCAAGAAGAUUGUUCAACUUGACGAGGAUAUUGUACAAUGUUCCAACAACGCGACCUUCGUCAUCGCUAUGGCUACUGAAAUGUUUAUUCAAUAUCUUGCUGAGCAAGGCCACAAUGUGGUAAAAUCAGAACGCAAGCCACGAAAGACCGUCCAAUACAAAGACCUAGCCACGGCUGUGUCACAUAUCGACAAUCUCGAGUUCCUAUCCGAUGUCAUCCCCAAGACUACAACCUACAAGCAAUUCAAGGAGAAGAAGGCGAAGGAGGCGUCCGCACCGGGAGAGUUGGAGAAGGGCCAGCGCACAUUGAACGGCACCACUCCAGCGGCUAGAGAACAAAAUGGCGAUACCCCAGUAGAGUCAGCAACACAGCCAGAAGGCUCGAGUCAAUCGCCGACUAUGCCUCGUACACCCGUGGUGCCUGUGAGUGCGCUGAUGGCGGAUCGUACAGUCACUUCAUCUGCACGCCACGACCCUGAUGUUGAAAUGAAGGAUUAA